AUGUCCCAGGAGAGGGUUGUGUCCGAAUCUGUCUCAUCUUCCUCCAGACUGGCUUCUCUCCCUCCAAAGGGAACAGGAGGAUCAAAUCACAGAAUUAUGUCCAGCGGUGGAGGCGGCCUGGGCCUGGAGAAGAAUGUCUUUGGCCACAGCAGCGGUGGAACCUACUUCUCUUCAUCCUCUGUGGGCGUCAGCAGCAGCACCUACGCCUCAUCCUCGGGGGUCUACCUGAGCGGGGACUCGUCAGGGGGAGGAGAGGGUACAGGGGGCUUCUUGGACGUGGAGGGCUAUGGCAGCAGCAGCGGAGGAGGAGGAGGUGGAGGAGGAGGAGGAGGAGGAGGAGGGAGCAGCAGCAGCUACAUGGUCAGCUCCAGCUCUGUCUCCAAGGUGAGGUCCAGCAGCUCCAAUGGGGGAGGCAGGAGGACCCAGACCACCAGCUCCAGCGGAGGACUCUCCCCUUCAACCUUCAGGGAGCGCAAGGCCAGCGGCGCGGAGCAGAAGCCUGGAGACCACAGAACGUCCAAACAGUGUCCUCACGUCGGCAGGUUGGUGGAGGAGGCUGUGCGCAGACGCUCGGGGAGCUUCCCACGCUCUAAAACAGCGCGGGGCUCCCCGGGUGUCACGCAGGACCAACUGCGGGAAGCCCCGGGGGGAUCUCUGUGCCCUAACGUGGCGCAGGAUACCUCCGGGAGCGCUGUCCCUGCUGUGGGAGGGUCCGUGUGCUCUGACGCGGAGGGAAUCCCCAGAGGCGCUGCACAGAGCAGGUCCUAUGCUGAGGUGGCCGCGGGGGGUCUCUGCGCUACAUCACGGCGCAGAGUCCUCCCGUGGACGCUGCCCUCGCCCGCGGGGGGGUGUCUGCGCUCCAUUACGGCGCGGACUCUUCCCGUGGACGCUGCCUCACUCGCGGGGGGGUCCUCUGCGCUGUUGCACGGCGAGGAGUUCCCCCGCAGAUGCCAUCCUCGCCUCCUGGUGGAUCCCCCCGCCCGGUGCGCGGCCCUCCCACAUUCGCCCACACUACCACCACCACCAACCCGGCCACAGUGGAGUCAUUCGGUCUCCGGAUCCUCCACCCUGCUCCACAGCCGCUCGUGGCGGCUCCGCUCCGGGCACCCCCCAAGGCUCUCCUGUCCCCUGCUCUCCACCAGGUCCCACCCCAGUCACACCCUCCCCUCCGCGGCCUCUGUGUGCACCAACCACGCUCCUGACAAUUUUAAUCUGUUCUGGAACCGCUACCCCUUCUUCACACCCGACGGACUUCACAUCAACCCACUUGGCAACCGCAUCAACCCCUGCUCUCUUCCCCAGCACAAAAUUACAGUUUUGUCCAGACCCCGCCCCUACAGACCGUCCAUACCCAGGAAACCGUCCUUCACCAACCUCAUCACUGUUUCCCCCAGCCCUCUCUCAUCCUCUGCUCCCCCCACUUCGAACUUUUAA
Knipowitschia caucasica is the source of this 1434-nucleotide messenger RNA. Lineage: Eukaryota; Metazoa; Chordata; Actinopteri; Gobiiformes; Gobiidae. The record is from the annotation of a GenBank genome assembly.